UAAUAAUUAAAAUGAAUACAUUCAUUAUUUUUACUCUUUUAGCUCUAUUUGUGGUGCCUAAUGCAAGAACAGAAGGAACUUAUACUCUUGCUUUUGCCGAAUCCGGGGUAGGAAUCUACGCAAUUUAUAUGAAAAUUGCAGAGAACAGUCAGGAUAACUUUACAGUGACGAUGGAAGCCCAAUUCCCUAAAGUAGUGAUUCUGAGCAUUUAUAGCCGUAAUUCUUUGUACUGAUUCGAUACAAAAUCGUCAACUUAUGAGCUUGGAAGUAGUGAUAAAUCAUUAUCAGGAUUUUUCGUUCAAUAUAAAUGCGGCAAUCCUUGCAAUACUCUUAGCGAUCUUAUCAAUUUUGAAUAUUGGGCAGGCACUUACCAAUACACUGGUUCAACUGGAGCUAUUGAUGGAUCAACAGGUCCUUCUGCAGCUCUUAUUACUAAAACGAGCCCAGAUUCCACUGACACAUCGAAUCCUUGGUCACAAAAAGCAAUGCAUAUUAUUGCCACUGAAAUUGACGGAGCUACUCUGUCAAGUGCAUACAAUCUUCCUGCUACAAAUACUACAGCCUACAUGAAGUGCUAUUUUAGUGGGAAUUUGUAUGCAAAUCAGAGAACCAACAGUGAUAUUCCAUCAACUUAUCCUGCUUCUCUCAUUGGAGUCGAGUUGGCUUCAGGGAAUAUCACAAAUGUAAGCGGUGAUAGCAGUUGUAGCGGUGGUAACAGCAUUAGCGGAAACAACAGAACUUCCUCUGCAUAUAAGAUGAUGAUCCUUCCAGCUUGACUCCUUUUGACUCUAGUUCAGAUCUGAGUGUAA
Molecule: messenger RNA, 809 nt
Organism: Moneuplotes crassus
Lineage: Eukaryota; Ciliophora; Spirotrichea; Euplotida; Euplotidae
Source: the annotation of a GenBank genome assembly